Molecule: messenger RNA, 609 nt
Organism: Micromonas commoda
Lineage: Eukaryota; Viridiplantae; Chlorophyta; Mamiellophyceae; Mamiellales; Mamiellaceae
Gene: RPL11
Product: ribosomal protein L11
Exons: 3
Coding region: 1-513 (170 amino acids)
Biological process (GO): translation
Cellular component (GO): ribosome; cytosolic large ribosomal subunit
Molecular function (GO): structural constituent of ribosome; RNA binding
Source: RefSeq, a predicted model, not a curated record
AUGCGGGAGGUUCGCAUUCAUAAACUAGUCCUGAACAUCUCCGUCGGUGAAUCCGGCGACCGCCUUACCAAGGCAGCCAAAGUUCUUGAGCAGCUCACUGGCCAGCAGCCAGUGUUCUCGAAGGCUCGCUACACCGUACGCACGUUCGGCAUCCGCCGCAACGAAAAGAUUGCCACGCACGUGACUGUAGGCAACCGGGACAAAGCUAUGCAGAUUUUGGAGUCCGGCUUGAAAGUGAAAGAGUACGAGCUCAUCAAGAGCAACUUCUCCCAGACCGGCUGCUUUGGUUUUGGCAUAUCGGAGCACAUCGACCUCGGCAUCAAGUACGACCCCUCUACUGGCAUUUACGGCAUGGACUUCUUCGUCGUGCUUGAGCGCCCUGGCUUCCGUGUUGCCAAGCGCCGCAAGUGCCAAACCAAGAUAGGUGCACCACACAAACUUAAGAAAACUGACGCCAUGAAGUUCUUUCAGUCGAAAUUCGAGGGGGUGAUCCUCGCCAAGUCCUAUAACUAAGCGAUAUCGUCAUUUGAGCUUGUUUUUUCAGUCGCGUCGCUAGGACGGUGUCCUUCAAGGCAACUUUUUGUGUAUUGAGAAAUUGCCCUGAGGCCU